CCAUUUUUGUCAGCUACGAGUGUAGUGAAAGUGUGGCAUCAUGGCUUCCUCAGCAGAGGAUGGUGAGCCACUGCUACUUGGACACUCCUCAGCAGGAAUCAAUGAAUUGUCAUCGUCAGCAGUGGAGGAGCUGUUGCUACACAAACCAGUGCCUGGCAGAUGGUGGCCUCGUCUGUUCGGGUGGGAGUCCAGGCUUCUCUGGGUCCUCUCUGGUUCAGCAAUUGUUUCCUCGGUUUUCAAUUACAUGCUUAGCUUCAUCACCUUGAUGUUUGCGGGGCAAUUGGGGGCGUUGGAGCUGGCCGGUGCCUCCAUCGCCAGUGUGGGAAUUCAAGGACUUGCAUAUGGGCUUAUGUUGGGCAUGGCCAGUGCAGUGCAGACUGUCUGUGGACAAGCAUAUGGAGCAAAGAAAUAUGCCGCAAUGGGCAUCAUUUGCCAAAGAGCAAUCGUCUUGCACUUGGGAGCAGCCAUUCUUCUCACCUUCCUCUACUGGUAUUCAGGAGCAUUCCUUAAAGCAAUAGGCCAAUCGGAGAGCAUAGCGGUGCAAGGUCAAAUUUUUGCCCGGGGAUUGAUCCUUCAAGUGUAUGCAUUUGCAUUAAGCUGUCCAAUGCAGAGAUUCCUCCAAGCACAAAACAUUGUAAACCCUUUAGCUUACAUUGCUGUUGGGGUAACCCUCUUACAUAUUCUUCUCACAUGGUUAGUUGUUAAUGUCUUGGACUCUGGGCUUCUUGGAAUAGCUCUUACGCUGAGUCUUUCCUGGUGGCUUCUGGUUUUUUCGAUUGCGCUUUACAUACUUUUAAGCCCAUCUUGCAAGGAAACUUGGACUGGCUUUUCUUUAAAAGCCUUCCAAGGAAUUUGGCCCUAUUUCAAGCUAACUGUUGCUUCUGCUGUCAUGUUGUGUCUGGAGAUAUGGUACAGCCAAGGUCUUGUGCUUAUAUCAGGCCUCCUCCCCAACCCUACAGUCUCACUGGACUCCAUUUCCAUUUGCAUGAAUUACUUGAACUGGGAUAUCACAUUCAUGCUGGGCCUAAGUGCAGGAGCAAGUGUCCGAAUCAGUAAUGAGCUGGGAGCAGCUCAUCCACUGGUGGCAAAAUUCUCAGUGUUAGUGGUAAAUGCAAACAGCAUCAUCAUAAGUAUAUUUUUUAGUGCGAUCGUUCUGAUUUUCAAGAUAGGAUUGAGCAAGCUAUUCACAAGUGAUACAGAGGUUAUCAAUGCAGUGUCCAAGUUGACCCCACUACUUGCUAUUUCUGUCUUCUUAAAUGGAAUUCAACCCAUACUCUCAGGUGUGGCCAUUGGGAGUGGAUGGCAAGCUAUAGUGGCAUACGUCAACCUAGCAACUUACUAUCUCAUUGGUCUUCCCAUUGGGUGUGUUCUUGGAUUCAAAACCAGCUUAGGAGUUGUAGGAAUAUGGUGGGGGAUGAUAAUAGGAGUUCUUCUUCAAACGGUAACUUUAAUUGUUCUAACAGCAAGAACAAACUGGGAUGCUGAGGUUGUGAAAGCUGUGGAUCGCAUAAAGAAAUCUUCCAACGAAGAGACGUUGGAUUUAGUACUAGACAAGAUAUAGUCAAGGAGAUUGGAGAUUCAAAUAGAAGAUGCCCAAGAUUUUUACUGUUCCGUCUCUGUCUGGGUGGGAAUCAUGGAUCAUGUAGUUUGAUCUUCUGAUUAUGUUUAUAUUGAGGUUUAUUCUUCUCGAGUUGGUGGAGGUUGGUUAGUUUGACAAGGAAAAGUGUAUUCCAUGUACUCAUACCCAUUGUUUUAAAAAUCGGCAUCUCGAUACACUCGAUACUGGUGAACUUUCUGUUUCGAUCCAUCUCAAUGAACCAUUUCAUGGUUAAACCAGCA
This is a messenger RNA of Vitis riparia (riverbank grape), 1839 nucleotides long. RefSeq names its product protein DETOXIFICATION 41-like. The transcript has 8 exons. The record is from RefSeq and is a predicted model, not a curated record. Bases 41 to 1561 code for a protein of 506 amino acids. Gene Ontology annotation, cellular component: vacuolar membrane. Lineage: Eukaryota; Viridiplantae; Streptophyta; Magnoliopsida; Vitales; Vitaceae. Gene Ontology annotation, biological process: xenobiotic detoxification by transmembrane export across the plasma membrane. Gene Ontology annotation, molecular function: xenobiotic transmembrane transporter activity; antiporter activity.